Molecule: messenger RNA, 2830 nt
Organism: Phymastichus coffea
Lineage: Eukaryota; Metazoa; Arthropoda; Insecta; Hymenoptera; Eulophidae
Exons: 6
Coding region: 476-2512 (678 amino acids)
Source: RefSeq, a predicted model, not a curated record
GAAACUACACAUACACAUAGUUACAGUAGUAUCAGUAUAGAUAUGUUUGCUUACAAACAAGUGGCGCGGUAAAAUGCCAAAGCAUAUUAAUAACAAAAAAACGCACAUGCAGUCGCAAUUAUGAAGAUCGAAGUUAUUUUUUAUCGAAAUCAACUGAAAUGUGAGCAUUCAUAGAUGCUUUUACCUUGCUGACUGUCUUUAAUACUUCUUAGUGAAACGAAAAACGAAUGCAAUACACGAGUGUUGAAACGGAUUUGAAGCAAAAUUGACUAUUCGCGAUUACAGUGAAAUGUCAAUAAACAAAUAUUUUGAUUUGGAAUUCAUCGUAAUAUGCAAGCUGGUGUUUAUUUAAAUACAUGAGUUUUCUAAGAAUGUCAAUUUAAUCAAACUAUUUGUUAUUGUCACAUUUAAAUAACCAACGGAAAAAUUUAGCUUCUCUUUACGACGGUGUAAAUUUUUAAAUUAAAUCACCAAAAUGGCAUUAAAUAAGAGUAUUAAACACACUCCUGCUUCACGGAAUGGAUACUUAUCCGAAUUAACAGCUUCGAGUGGAAAUAAAACUAAUUUUUUACUUCCUGUGAGGAUUAAAGUUACUCCAACCCAUACUUGUCCACUUUCAGAUGGGAAAAAGAAUCCUUCAAGAAUGCUGCAACCAGUUUUAAUAAAAGAUUUAUUAAGCUCCCACAAAGAUAGAAAUAGUUCAACUUUAACAUCAGUAUCUACACAAAAGAAGAAGGCUCGUCCCAAAAGAUUGAUGCAGCCAUACUUAAAUACUCAAAGUUGUCGUAAGCCAAAAAAUGAAAAUGAUGAGGAUUUAUUUUUAUUAAGUAGAAAAUCAUAUGGGGAAAGUAAAGUCCGUAGACAGUUGUAUCAAACUUUGGAUUCUCCGCAAAACUUUGGGUUAGAAAAUAAAGAAAAUUCGAGCAAGACUGCAAAGCCAAAGAAAGUAAAAAUUUGUAGUAAUGAAGAAUCUGAGUCUAGAAGUGCUCAAGCUAAGAACAAAAAUAGACAAAGUUUUCUAUUACCUCCUAAUAGUAUUAAAAACAGUUUCAUAAAUAAAACUGGAACAAAAUCCAAAGUUCUGACUAGAGAAAGUGGAAAGAGUACUAUUACAAAUGUAAAUAGACAAACAAAUGGACCUUUACGUGUCAUGGAUACAAGAAAGUCACAAGCAGUUGCUCGAAAAAGUAUCUUGUCAAAGGUAGAACAAAAUGAAGUUGUAGAAUCAGCUUAUUCAACACCUGACUCAGGUGAUAAACAACAGUCAUUGUAUACUACACGAGAUAAAUAUACAAUGACAUCUCCUCUAUUUAAUCGCUGUACAUUUUUAUCGAAAAGUACAUCUGAUUUGAGAAAAUUUGAAAUCAGACCAUCAGUUAUAAUGAGUCCUUCAAAAAGGAAGAGUGAAUUGAACAACCGUAAUAGUAUAGAACUUCCUUAUUCAAAGAUGCAAAAUCUGAGUAAUAUCAAAGAAUUACAGAGUUGCCCUCAGAAUGAUCAAAUUCAUAUUCAGAGAUUUCAAAAAACAGAAUUUGAAUUUUCAGGAAUUAAUAAAUUAGAUGCCAAAAGUAUGAUACAGUUUAAAUCUUUUCUUGAACAAUCUAUUGAAACUUGUGAAGCUCAAGUCUCAAAUCUGAAACAAGUAUUAAGUUUUGUUAAUACUAUGCUAAGCAGUAGUAACACAGAACCAUGUAUGAAAUCAAAUGAAAGUUUCAAUGAUACCGAAAAAUCGAAUAUAUCUAGUAAAUUUAACGUUUAUUAUGAUAAAUCUGACACCACCGAAAUUGUCGAAAAAAGUAUAAAAAUGAAUAAUUUAACUUUUGAAGCAGAGUUGUUAGGCGCAGAAGUUAGCCACGUUAAGCCAUCAGAUUUAGCAGAAAAAAUACCAAAAGAAAAAUUACCAUUGCCUAUAAAGAUCUUGGUGAAUGAAGUAGAUAAAAAACAAGAAGCAAAAAUGUCACCGGUAAAUCUAAGCGACUUGGCUCGUCUGUCAACAAUUGGUGAAGUAUCGUGCGAGGGUGACGAGUUACACAAGUAUGAAUAUGAAAAUAAGGAAAAUCAAUGCAAUUUGCACAUCACCCCCACAACACCGAAAACUCCAAAACAGCUAGUACGAAGAUCGUACUGCGACUCCUCCAACCGACGACGAUCUGCCAGAUUGGCAGCCAAGCGGUUGUCGAUUUCAGAAUCAGAUAAUCAUGACAGUUUCACGAUGCUGGAAAACGAGUUGAACGUUGAACAUCCAACUUCUUCAAAGUCUCUACCUGCAUCGCCAAUGAAAGCGCCAAUGGCAUCGUGGAACAUUAGACAGUGGGAUAAGAAAGUUGAGCGACCACUUAAAGAAUACAUGGCUCUUAAAAUGAACGGCACGUUCCUAGUAACUCCCGACGUUAAGAGGUUCCAGUCUUGUCUAGAUCUCGAACCUACAGAUACACCGCACUCCAGAAAGUCACUGUCACGCAAAAUUUUCAUGGAACUCUGUGACCUUUAUGGCGAAUCUCCUGAAAAGUGAGGGGGUUUAAAUUUUUAAUUCUAGAAGAUUCGAUUAUUUUUCUAACAGUGUUAAAUUAUAAAUUUUGUUUGUUUAAUUUUUCUGAAGCUAUAAUUUCAAAGAUCAUUAUGCAUACCAGCUAUGUUAAACUUCAUUAGAGUAAUUUAUAGUUAAUUUGACAAUGAAUAUGAUGUAAGGAUUUUAUUCAUAAUUUCUCUGUAGAGUACUAUUCUUGAAUAAUUUAUAAUUAUAAUAUUUUGCAUAAUAUUUAUCUGCAAUUGAAGUCUAACAUAUAGAGAUAUUUUAUGUAAUUGAACUAAGAUAAGAAGCUUUUUUCAG